CCUGAGCCUAAUUACAAGUUCAGUACUUUCCUGAUGCUCCUGAAGGACAUGCAUGAUACCAGGGAGAAAGAGGGCAAGCCCCUGACCAUGCCUCCCUCACAAGCCCUCAUCCAGGAGGAACCCAUGGUCAUAGCCACUGUCCAAGCACCAGACGACACCUUGAACACUGCUGCUGGCGGGGACUGGACACCAACAGGGACCAAAAUCCAAAACGGCCAGCAUGCGAGCUCGCCAACACCCAAGAGCACACCGGCCAAACCCAAGUCCAAAACUAAACCCAUCAUGAAAAACGACACAUACAAACUUGAAGGGAAAACGGUGCUGGCUCAGAUGGUGGCGAACGCAGUGGAGAAGCAGCAGCGGAGGAAGCAGAGGCCACCAGCCAAGCUCAGGGCAAUCAUCGGUGGUCUCUCUCCCGAGUUGGCCGACCUAGCCUCGGGGAGGGAGUUUGUCUCUGGGCACACUGACCUGGCUGAGCCUGGCCUCAGCCCCCCUCCUCUUCCUUCUGUCCCCUCCGCUGCUGACUCCUCAUCCUACCUCGACAAGAGCCCGGGUACCAAAGUGGCCCCUAAGAAGCGCUGGCAGACGUUUGCGCAGCAGGGGCCAGUGAAGCCUGGGCAGGAUCCAGGGAUCCUGGGUGGGGUGGCCUCACCGCAGGGGCUUGCGGAAGUGAAUGGGGUCUACAGAGACAGCCAGGGAGGCACACCAGACCCCAUCAGAUCCCCUAGUCUAAACCUGGGGAUGGAGAAGCAAGAUGACACAUCAGCACAUUCUGAAAACAAACGGCUGAGGAAACCCAGCAAAAGACUGCUGGAAUCCACAGAGGAGGAACAAUUCUUUUCCCCGAAUAAAAAAAUAAAGAAACCUCUGGAAUCUUCCAAAACCCCUCUGAGACAUUCUUCAGCCCCAGCACUGCUAAUGUUCACCUCUACACCCAGCCCCACCCCUGGCCCUACCUCUGGGGAGCCAGCCAGCCCCACCCCUGGCCCUACCUCUGGGGAGCCAGCCAGCCCCACCCCUGGCCCUACCGUCUGGGAAGCAGCCGCACCACCUGGCCUACCUCUGGGAAGCCAGCCAGCCUCCCUGGCUCUACCUCUGGGGGAGCCAGCCAGCCAACCCCGGCUGCUACCUCUGGGAAGCCCAGCCAGCCCACAACUGGCCCUACCUCGGCUGGGGGCCAGCCAGCCUCACCACUGGCCCUACUCUGGGGAGCCAGCCAACCCCACCCCUGCCAGCCUACCUCUGGGGAGCCAGCCAGCCCCACCCCUGGCCCUACCUCUGGGGAGCCAAGCCAGCCCCACCCCUGGCCUACCCCGUGGGGAGCCAGCCAGCCACCCCUGA
Messenger RNA from Salvelinus sp. IW2-2015, 1341 nucleotides. RefSeq names its product WAS/WASL-interacting protein family member 3-like. The record is from RefSeq and is a predicted model, not a curated record. The coding region runs from base 34 to 1341 and encodes 435 amino acids. The transcript has 2 exons. Lineage: Eukaryota; Metazoa; Chordata; Actinopteri; Salmoniformes; Salmonidae.